UAUCUAUAUCUAUAUCUAUAUCUAUAUGUAUCUCGUGUUGUAUCCCGCAAAGUUGCACCACGCACUGGAAGACCAAUUGUUGAAAAUGUUGAUAAAAUAAUGGAAAUUGUUUAGUCUGACCGUAUAACUCAUGUAAACAUUGUUUUGAUUGCACAAAAGCUAAGAAUUGCGUAAAAAUCCGUUUCGAAGGGAGACUUUUAAAAAUCGACUUCUCAAUUUUUUGCGCAUAGGGACGAGGACUUCUAUUAGAGUGGCAUAAUGAAAUUACCUUCAAAAUAGCAACAAAUCAUCAAACAAAAUGGCGCAUCUAACAAUAUGACUUAAAUCGGAUCAUUCUAUGUUUGUAGUGCUAAUGGAAGUGGUUGCGGAAUUACUUUACCAACUGAUAUGCCCACAUCCGAGCCUGUGUUGCUUAGCUCACUGGAUGGUUUGAGUCCUUAUGUGCUCUUUAAACCAACUGGUCAGGUAACUACAAUUCCUAAUGGUGGAAAAUUACUGCUAGUAUGCCCAGGUUCAGGAAAUGCGAUAAAUUUGCUCAAACAACAAUCGCUGGAACUCUACUGUCAUACAGAUGAUACAUUCAAAAGUGUUGUAGGUAACGUGGCAUAUACUCUUAAUCAAUUAGGCUGCAAGUCUAUACCGACUUCAGUGCUACGUUUAACAUCAGAAACCUGUUCAAAUGGUCAAGGUUAUAUAUUUAAAGCUGGAUUUGAAUAUAACACAAAUCAAUUUGCAAGUGUUUUCAGCAUUUGUUAUAAUAAUGUAACUGAAAACACAUUUUACACUCAUAAUACAGUAAAUGGUGCAGCAAUAAAUUUUAACAUACAAGAGAGCACAAGACGUGCAUUUCGAGCGGAAGGAAUGCAGUUCACAACUACAGCAACGAACAAUUUCUAUACAAUCAACAACCAAAUCUCACGUUUCAAAUCCUAUUUCGGUUCAAGUCAACCAUAUAUAACGACUACAAGCUAUUUGGCACGUGGUCAUCUAACACCAGAUACAGAUUUCAUUUUUGGUUAUGAGCAGUUGGCGACGUAUUUCUACACCAAUGCAGCGCCAGAAUUUCAAAUUGUAAAUGCCGGUAAUUGGAUACGAGUUGAAAAUUUAGUACGUAGUCUGGCAGUCACUUACAAUGAUGAUCUGCAGAUCUACAACGGUUAUAUGGGUAUUCUCCAAUUACCAACAACAAGUAAUACGUUGGUAUCAAUUUAUUUGGAUGCAACAAAUAAAAUUGAAGCUCCCAAAUAUUAUUUUAAGGUUGUGAAGCGUGAAGCAACUAACUCAGCUAUCGUAUUUAUUACGCUGAAUAACCCAUUUGCUACUACUGGAGAUAUUGAUGAAUUUUGUACUAAUGUCUGUCAAAGAGCUGGUACCAACGUUGCAGAGUUUACAGAUUUGACACGUGGUUAUACGUUCUGUUGUGAAUUGGAAGACUUCAAAACUCACUAUGCUGACCUUCCUUCUACACUAACUGCCAUAAACUUAUUGAAUGAAGUUAUAAGUAGCUGCACUAUAACAAUACCUACAGAUAUACCGAAUCCGGAACCAGUUUAUGUUAUAAGUACUAUCGCAAAACCGACACCAGAACUUCUAUGGCCCACAGGACAAGUGACUACUUUAUCAAUUGGCAGUAACUUAACGGUGUUCUGUGCUGGAAGUGGCAAUCAAUUGGUUGAUUUGGCACAACAAAAAUUAACGCUAACAUGUCAGAGUGGCAAUGUCUUUUAUAGUACUGAAAAAUCACAAAGUUAUACACUAUCGCAAUUGCGCUGUACUAGUAUACCCACAUCUGAUCUACUACUUACAACAACACCAUGUUCAAAUAAUCAAGGUGUAGUGUAUAAAGCAGGCUUCACAUUAGAUUCCAAAAAUUUCUUACACUUGUUUACCAUAUGCUAUGACAGCAAUACGGAGCAAACACUGUACUCACGUAGUAUUAUCAAUGGCGCUACACAAAAUUAUAAAAUAAACAAGAACAUCCGUCGGGCCUUCCGCGCUAAUGGUAUGCGUUUUACUACCACAGCCACUAACAAGUUUUACACAAACAAUAAUCAAAUAUCGCGGUUCAAAAACUAUUUUGGUGUGAAGCAAGCUUAUAUAACAUCCUCAAGUUUUCUGGCUCGUGGUCAUUUAGCCCCUGAUGCAGAUUUCGUUUUUGGUUAUGAACAAUUGGCAACCUAUUUCUAUACAAAUUGCGCACCAGAAUUUCAGGUUAUAAACGCUGGUAAUUGGAUACGUGUUGAGAAUCAAGCUAGAAGUCUUGCUACACAAUUUGGGUCUGAUCUAUUGACAUUUACAAGUACUUUGGGUAUACUACAACUACCCACAACUGCAAAUGUGUUAACUUCGAUAUAUUUGGAUGAUGGCAGUUACAUUGAAGCACCAAAGUGGUACUAUAAAAUACUAAUGCAUCCGGACUUGGAUACAAGCCUUGUAAUGAUUACCUUAAAUAAUCCAUUUGCUGCUGUCACAGAUGUUGUCGAAUUCUGUACGAAUGUGUGUGAUUUGUAUGGCAUUAAUUCAUCGUUUUACACAGAUAUCACACGUGGAUACACUUUUUGCUGUACAUUGAGUGAUUUCCAGAACUCUGUUUCUGGUUUGCCAACUUUUGACAUACCACCUGGUUGGGGUUUUUAAAAAUUCAAAAUUCAGUGUUCACUGUAUCUAUCUAUAUAUAUCUAUCUACCUAUAACUAUCUAUC
Teleopsis dalmanni is the source of this 2701-nucleotide messenger RNA. RefSeq lists its product as uncharacterized. The record is from RefSeq and is a predicted model, not a curated record. Lineage: Eukaryota; Metazoa; Arthropoda; Insecta; Diptera; Diopsidae. Gene Ontology annotation, cellular component: nucleus; mitochondrial inner membrane. The transcript has 5 exons. Gene Ontology annotation, molecular function: nucleic acid binding; single-stranded DNA endonuclease activity; metal ion binding. Gene Ontology annotation, biological process: apoptotic DNA fragmentation. The coding region runs from base 388 to 2637 and encodes 749 amino acids.